AAAUAUGACUACUUUCCCUUAAACAGUUAGGGUUGACUAUUUAAUAAUGUCAAGAUCUAAUCAAUCUUUUUUUGUUCUCAUAUAAAUUGGGAAUAAAAAAAUAUUUCUCACCAUUAACCACUCCCUGAAAAAGAAGGAAACAAAAGAUGCCAUAUAUCGAGAUUAAAACUAAUGUUCAGGUGCAAGACCACAAAAAAUUCAUUAAAGAAUUAAGUACUUACUCAGCCGCCGCUCUCAACAAACCAAUAUCGUAUAUAUGUGUUUCUUUACAAGAUAACCUCUCAAUGCUCUUUAAUGAUUCGGAUGAACCGACUUACAUUGCUGGAGUUACAUCUAUCGGCCUAGAUUCUGCGACCAAAACAAAAAUGAGUAAGGAAUUGGGUGAAUGGUUGGAAAAAGAAUUGAAAGCCAGUAAUGAUCGUGGCUAUAUUUUCUAUUAUGGUGUUGACCCAGCUAAUGUAGGGUAUAAGGGUAGUCUUAUUGGACAGUUGAUAUAAUUAAAAAAUUUGUUUAUUUUUCCUUCGAAUAAUGUCUUCGUUAAAUAAUUAUUUUGGAGGAUUCACGUGAAAUUACUAAUAGUAAAGAUUAAGUGAAAGCAUUUUUAUGUCAUAUAUUUUCAUAGUUAGAAGUAUGAAAAUUAUCCCAAUGUAUUAUCAUUUUCGCGAAAAAGUUUUAAACAAAAAAAGAAAAAAUAUAUAUAUAUAUUCUUUAUUCUUUAUACUUUUAACUCGAAUUUUUGAAUAUUUAAAUAAAAAGUAAAUGUGAAAAGAAAUUUAACAAGCAAUAUAC
Messenger RNA from Rhizophagus irregularis DAOM 181602=DAOM 197198, 789 nucleotides. RefSeq lists its product as uncharacterized. Gene Ontology annotation, molecular function: phenylpyruvate tautomerase activity. NCBI's taxonomy places the organism in Eukaryota, Fungi, Glomeromycota, Glomeromycetes, Glomerales, Glomeraceae. The record is from RefSeq and is a predicted model, not a curated record.